AGAGCCAAAUAAUGGCGGGCUGUUCCUCCCCACUCCCAAGUCCCAAACCCCAAACCCUAGCUCCCCCACAGCCAGGCAUUCCCCUUCCAUCGCAACUGCCCCCGCCACCACUCCCCCCUUCCAAAUCCAAACCCGUGCAGAUCGAUGGCGCCGUCGGUGCCGAAGAAAGGCAAGGUGCAUCUCCCGGAGAACGAGGAGGUCGCGGCCGUGCUCCGCGAGAAGCACCGGUCGAUGAAGGACCAGCUUGGCGAACUCACGGAGCACCAGAAUCGCACGCUCUCCACUGCGUACCGCAACGUCUGCUCCGCCAAGGAUCCCAUCCGAACCCUCGACGACCUGCGCCGUAUCAAAGGCGUCGGAGAAUGGGUCAUUCACAUCAUGAAAGACUCCUUUCCAGAGUCCAGCCUAGAUUUGUCUUCUCCAAAAAGCAAUACAUCAGGAGAAAAGGGGAAGAAAAGAAAGCAGACAAAACCUUAUGUGCCACAGAAGAAUUCCGCUGCUUAUGCAAUAGUGAUCACACUCUACAGGGAAAUGAUAAAAGGGAAGGAUGUUAUGUUGAAGAAAGAGCUUAUUGAUGCCGCUGAAGCCAGUGGCCUGUCACAAUUUGCAAUUGGGGCAAACAACUAUAAAGCACAACCGGGGAGUUCUCAGAAGGACUUCUACACUGGAUGGAGCUGCAUGAAGACACUAUUAUCUAAUGAAGUGGUUCAUAAGUGGAGUAACCCUGCAAAGUAUAAGCUAACAGACAAAGGUAAAGAGACUGCUCGUGAUUGUCUCGCACGGUCUGGAUUAGACGAUCCUGCAGGACCUCCAAAGACAACCAGCCAUUCUGAAAAAGUCAUUCUCAGCGAUUCUGAUUCUGAUGAACCAUAUAAAGGGAACAAUCCUCUGAUCGGUUCUGAACAUUCUACUCAAAGGAGCGGUCUUCCAAAAUUGAAAGCACUCAGUCCCAGUUCCCUCAAUGCCAACAAGGAACGGACUACUAAUUUUGGAAAGCCAGCAAGCUCAUGUUCUAAUUCUCCGUUUUCAUCUCAAGGAGUGUCUGGACAGCAAUUGGAUUCUCUACUGGCUAUGCCACUUCGUCGAUCUGAUGAAAAUUUUCUGGAAGCAUAUGAAGUGGUGCUGAUAUUGGAUGAUCGUGAAAAAUUAGGGCCCCAUGACAAAAGAAAAGUUGCUGCUAACAUAAGUUCACAGUUUCGCUUAUCUGUAGAGAUCAGACACUUGCCUGUUGGAGAUUGUAUUUGGAUUGCUCGUCAUAGAGGAUUUGGCACAGAGUAUGUUCUGGAUUUCAUUAUUGAAAGGAAAAAUGUUGAAGAUUUAAUUGGCUCAAUUAGAGACAACAGAUACAGUGAUCAAAAAUUAAGGCUGAAGAAAUGUGGGCUAAGGAAGCUCAUAUACCUGGUUGAAGGUGAUCCAAACACUGUAGAUGCAUCAGAGAGCAUUAAAACAGCUUGCUUCACCACUGAAAUUCUUGAUGGAUUCGAUGUCCAAAGGACCAUAGGGUAUUCGGAUACUGAAAGGAGAUUUGGCUAUCUCACACGCUCGAUAAUUGAUUACUACAGCACAAACUUCUCUACCGGUGCUGAUGCUUCUCGACUUUGCCUGACCUAUGAAGAGUUUGUGAAAAGGUGUUCUGAGAACGAGAGGGUCACUUUGAGUGAUAUAUUCGCAUGUCAGCUUAUGCAGGUGCCACAAGUGACAGAAGAAGCUGCUCUUGCUGUUACAAAUCUCUACCCAACUCUUCACUCACUUGCUCAGGCAUACUCCAUGCUUGAUGGCAAUACGCGUGCCCAAGAGGAGAUGUUGAAGAACAAGAGCAGUAUGGUAAACGCAGGGGCUAGCAGAAACAUCUUCCAGCUUGUGUGGGCUUAAGGAUGCUCCUGGUUUCACACUAACGGUUUAGCUGGUCUUUCGGUCAUCGUUCGUGAUGAUUUUGUGCCAUCGUUUGUGAAGAUCCCUUGUUUACUCUAGCAUGGUGGUGUCUUAUGUGCCAUGGCGCCCUUGAAAAACUUGGUAUCAGUUCAUGUAACCACUUAAAAAAGGGUCCUCCCUUUAGAUUACCUCUACUUACCGUGCAAUGUAUUAGUUCACUAGCGUUCAGUGUAUGUAUAGCUGGCACAAGUAAUCCCAUAUAAAUUAUUGAGUACCAUAUAAAUGCAAGUCCUUUUGAGUUGAUA
Molecule: messenger RNA, 2177 nt
Organism: Brachypodium distachyon (stiff brome)
Lineage: Eukaryota; Viridiplantae; Streptophyta; Magnoliopsida; Poales; Poaceae
Product: crossover junction endonuclease MUS81
Exons: 15
Coding region: 145-1872 (575 amino acids)
Biological process (GO): double-strand break repair via break-induced replication; resolution of meiotic recombination intermediates; DNA catabolic process
Cellular component (GO): nucleus; Holliday junction resolvase complex
Molecular function (GO): 3'-flap endonuclease activity; DNA binding; crossover junction DNA endonuclease activity
Source: RefSeq, a predicted model, not a curated record